AUGAUAGCAAUGUUAACAACAUUAUUAACAUUUUAUAUUAGUCAAAAUAAUAUAAUAACAUUGUUAAUAGCAAUAGAAAUAUUAUUAUUAACAGUAACAGUUAAAUUAAUAUAUAUAGGAGGAGUAUAUAAUGAUGUAGAAGCAACAAUAUAUGCUAUAUAUAUAAUAAUAUUGGCAGGAGCUGAAUCAGCUAUAGGUUUAAGUUUAUUAGUAUCAUAUUAUAGAUUAAGAGGGAAAGUAACAAAUAUAUUAUAA
Molecule: messenger RNA, 255 nt
Organism: Priceomyces carsonii
Lineage: Eukaryota; Fungi; Ascomycota; Pichiomycetes; Serinales; Debaryomycetaceae
Exons: 1
Coding region: 1-255 (84 amino acids)
Biological process (GO): ATP synthesis coupled electron transport
Molecular function (GO): oxidoreductase activity, acting on NAD(P)H
Source: RefSeq, a predicted model, not a curated record